UGAUUACUGACCUACGUUAGGUAAGAGCUACCUUGUGUAACAACCGACUGUAAAUUUAGACGUAUUUGCGUUCGUUCUCAGUGCAGAACAACGUCGGAGAGAAACCAGUGCUUCCAUCAACAGGAGAGAAUAAGUCUUAGCUGUCACUGUGAUUGUGUUAUUUCUCCCAGCCCAACAAGGUCAACCUUCGUUUGACAAAAAUGGCGUCCGUUUUGAACAAGUCGGUGGCUCUUUGGUCUGCGUCAAGACAGCCCAUGAUUGUAGCCUUACAGUUGAGCCGAGGAGCCCAGACAGCAGCAGCAGCUGCACCCCAAGAACAGCCCAGACUAAAGAAGUUCAAGAUCUACAGAUGGGACCCUGACAAGAUGGGAGACAAGCCGAGGAUGCAGGAGUAUAGCGUGGAUUUGAACAACUGUGGCCCCAUGGUUUUAGAUGCUCUCAUCAAAAUCAAGAAUGAGAUUGACCCCACUCUGACCUUCAGACGAUCAUGCAGAGAAGGCAUCUGUGGCUCCUGUGCCAUGAACAUUGGUGGCACCAACACUCUUGCCUGCAUCAGUCGCAUUGACACCAAACUGAGCAAGGCCACCAAGAUCUACCCCCUGCCUCACAUGUACGUGGUGAAGGACCUUGUACCUGAUAUGUCCAACUUCUAUGCCCAGUACAGAUCUAUUGAGCCAUACCUGAAGAGGAAGGAUGGCAUACAACAGGGAGAGGAGCAGCUCUUCCAGAGUGUGGAUGAUAGAGCAAAGCUGGACGGCCUGUAUGAGUGUAUCCUGUGUGCGUGUUGCUCCACCUCCUGUCCCAGCUACUGGUGGAACGGAGACAAGUACCUGGGUCCCGCCGUGCUGAUGCAGGCCUACCGCUGGAUGAUUGACAGCAGAGACCAGUUCCGUAAGGAGCGUCUGGAGAAGCUGCAGGACCCGUUCUCCGUGUACCGCUGUCAUACCAUCAUGAACUGCACCAAGACUUGUCCGAAGGGCCUGAACCCAGGCAGGGCGAUUGCUGAGAUCAAGAAGAUGAUGGCUGGGCUUGCAUAAGUAUACACAUUAACAGGAUAUUAAUAUUAAAGAAAAUAUUGGACAUGUGUAUAUUAUAAUCUCACUUAUAAGCUUUGCACAAAGUGUUAGAGAACAUCCUCAUCUACAUUGAAUUUGUGGGAAAACUUCUUAGUUUUUACUUGAGAUAGUCUCAUGUAUUGCCUGCUUGAUGCUUAUGUCAUACACAAUAUGUAAGCUUACACAACGAUCCAAACAUGAAGUAGUGACCUCAAAAGAGUCAGUUUAUAAGGUUGCAUAAGUAGCAUUACCAUAUUAAAAGAUGGUAUCAGUCUGUAUAAAAAACACUCAGAUUUUACAUCAUCAUGUUAUGUAAAGAUAACAUGCAAGGUCAGUCAUACUGAAAUAGUCCUUUCCAUAUUUAGCCCCACCUUCAUUCAAACAGUGUUACGUGUCUGUUUGAUAAACAUCACAUGCAGUGUAAGGAUUACAUUUACCAUUCAAGUCUUUGACAUGUGCUUCUGAUCAACACUGAGCUGCUUAGUGAUUUUGAAUGAAGUGGCUGUGAAAAAUUAAAAGAAAAUGUGCCCUGACUUCUGCAGCUACAAAAAUUCUGUGAUGGAAUAAAUGAAAGUUGCUGUUCUUGGUGAA
Messenger RNA from Branchiostoma floridae (Florida lancelet), 1646 nucleotides. RefSeq names its product succinate dehydrogenase [ubiquinone] iron-sulfur subunit, mitochondrial-like. Gene Ontology annotation, cellular component: mitochondrial membrane. The coding region runs from base 201 to 1037 and encodes 278 amino acids. The record is from RefSeq and is a predicted model, not a curated record. The transcript has 8 exons. Gene Ontology annotation, biological process: tricarboxylic acid cycle; respiratory electron transport chain; aerobic respiration. Lineage: Eukaryota; Metazoa; Chordata; Leptocardii; Amphioxiformes; Branchiostomatidae. Gene Ontology annotation, molecular function: 2 iron, 2 sulfur cluster binding; electron transfer activity.